AUGGACUUCGGCAACCUCGCGCUUGGCCACCCCGACGCCUCGCACAAGCAUGUGUGGCUCGUCGACCUCGCCGUGAACGUGUACGGCCUGGAGGAGAUCAAAGACAGCACGCGUCCCAUCUCGGUGGUGAUGCUCGCGCAUGGGUGGGCAAACAAGGCCAAGCAGAUGGCGGCGAUGGCGUCGGGUCUGGUGGGCGAGUCGCUGCGCCUGGCGCGCGAAGGCGGGCGCGAGACGACGCACGACCUUCUCGUCGUCACUCUCGACCAGCGUAACCACGGCGACCGUAGGCGCAACCCCGACGGCCUCUCGACUUACCGCCACCCCAUGCGGCCCGCGGACAUGCUCACAGUCGUCACAGGUGGCGUGCAUGACUACCAGCUCGUAAUGGACUUCCUCGCGUCCUACCUCUUCCCGCUCGACGAGCGUGUUAUCACGCGCUGGAUGGCAAGCGGCGUCAGCAUGGGCGGUCACGUUGCAUGGCGUCUGCUGCGCGACGAUCCGCGCGUGCGUGUCGGCGUGCCCAUCGUCUCCAUUCCGCCAGAGCGCCUCGGCACACUCCUGACCAUCGCUAGCGAGCGCGAGGGCACGCUCGGCACCCCCGCCAAGCCAUACCCGGCCAGCUUGAGGCGCGUGUACGAGCGCGCCACUCCGCCCGGCGCGUACAUGGGCAAGAAGAUUCUCUGUCUGUACGGUGAGGUCGACGCCAUGGUGCCGUAUGCCCUCGGCGCGCAGGCCCUCAAGGGCAUCAUGGAGGAAUAUCCGGGCGAUGUCCAGUUCUGGAUCCAGCAGGAGCGGGGACACGUGUGCACGCCCGAGAUGGUGGAGCGCGCUGCCCUGUGGCUUUGGCGCUGGGGUACGAGUGCGUAA
Messenger RNA from Cutaneotrichosporon oleaginosum, 867 nucleotides. RefSeq lists its product as uncharacterized. The record is from RefSeq and is a predicted model, not a curated record. NCBI's taxonomy places the organism in Eukaryota, Fungi, Basidiomycota, Tremellomycetes, Trichosporonales, Trichosporonaceae.